AUGGAGAGAUCGCCACUCGCGAAGCUCCCACUCGAGCUGAGGCUCAACAUCUAUGAGGCCGUGCUUCAUGAACCAAAGCCUUUUCGCCUGAGUCGUGAUACCACCAGCAAGAGUCGCAAAAGAUCGAAAGACUUCCGACAAGAACACAAGAACUACGGCAAGCUUGUGGCCAUGACGGAAACCUGCAAGCAGAUCAGAGAAGAGGCAAUGCCGGCUUUCUUUUUCGCGUCAACACCUUUCUCAUCCAACCUCGAGUGUGGAAUCAUCUAUGCCAUGGAGCUCACAGCGCUCAAGCGAUGGCUCAAGAUGAUCGGACCGAGGAAUGCUGCUGCGAUCAGAUUUCUUGGUGUGGAGUCGUGGUGCUGGAGCUUCGAGGAGCUCAGUACGCCAUCGGGACGCGCUUGGGCACAUGCGAGAAAGAUCGAGAACAAGGUACUGAAGCAUACCGGCAUUCAGCUCGGCUCAAUACAUGCAAUCCUCAAGGUCAGAUUGACUCGAGCCGGUCGGUGGCCGAACGAGUUCCGCCAAGAGUAUCCCACGAACGAGCCCUACAUCCGUGAUCAUCCUGGCGGGCGUUGGUGCACAGCAUGGCCUGAUCAGAGAUUCGACGAGCUGCCACUCAUCAAGUACGUCCUUCCUACGCGCAACAAAGACUUGGCACGCCAGAUCGUACGUAUAACGACCGACGCUAAGCUGGCUUUGCUCGAAGAACAUGCUUUCCAACACCGCUGUUGGCUCGCCACGGGGCUGGAUAAGUUUCGCGAGCGACUACGGGGCGUAGCUGACAACACUCUCGGCUUUUUGCAGGACUAA
Molecule: messenger RNA, 813 nt
Organism: Recurvomyces mirabilis
Lineage: Eukaryota; Fungi; Ascomycota; Dothideomycetes; Mycosphaerellales; Teratosphaeriaceae
Exons: 2
Coding region: 1-813 (270 amino acids)
Source: RefSeq, a predicted model, not a curated record